CCACCGCCUUCUGCGAGCGCUUGCUCCCCCUGGACCUGCUUCCUGGCUCGCUCCGCCCUCCUGAAGACUGUUCUAUUUGUCUAACUGCUGAAGUUUUGACCUACAAGAUGAAGCAAGAUGCUAUGAGAAAUGCUACGUACACAGUGGAUUGUGAAGAUUACGUGCAUGUGGUAGAAUUUAAUCCCUUUGAGAGUGGGGAUUCAGGAAACCUUAUUGCCUAUGGUGGCAAUAAUUAUGUGGUAGUUGGCACAUGUACAUUUCAGGAGGAAGAAGCAGACAUUGAAGGACUUCGAUAUAAAACACUGCGGACAUUCCAGCAUGGGGUCAGAGUUGAUGGCAUAGCUUGGAGCCCAGAGACUAGACUUGAUGCAUUGCCUCCAGUAGUCAAAUUUUGUACUUCAGCUGCUGAUUUGAAAAUUAGAUUAUUUACUUCGGAUCUUCAAGAAAAAAAUGAAUACAAAAUUUUAGAAGGCCAUUCUGAUUUCAUUAAUGGUUUGGUGUUUGAUCCCAAAGGAGGCCAAGAAAUUGCAAGUGUGAGUGAUGAUCAUACCUGCAGGAUUUGGAACUUGGAAGGUAUACAGACUGCUCAUUUUGUUCUUCAUUCACCUGGAAUGAGUGUAUGCUGGCAUCCUGAGGAAUCUUUUAAGCUGAUGGUGGCAGAGAAGAAUGGAACAAUCCGGUUUUAUGAUCUUUUGGCCCAACAAGCUAUUUUAUCUCUUGAAUCAGAACAGAUUCCGUUAAUGUCAGCACACUGGUGCCUGAAAAACACCUUCAAAGUCGGAGCUGUUGCAGGGAAUGAUUGGAUAAUUUGGGAUAUUACUCGGUCCAGUUACCCGCAAGACAAGAGACCCGUCCACGUGGACCGGGCCUGCCUAUUCAGAUGGUCUUCAAUUAAUGAAAACUUGUUUGCAACAACUGGUUAUCCUGGGAAAAUGACAAGCCAAUUUCAGAUUCAUCACUUGGGACACACUCAGCCCAUCCUCACCGGCUCUGUACCUGUUGGAUCUGGCCUUUCCUGGCACAGAACUCUGCCCCUGUGCGCCAUUGGAGGAGAUCACAAGUUGUUGUUUUGGGUGACUGAAAUGUAACGUAAAUUUUCUGUAUACCUUAGAUCCAUAAGCUUUGUAUUUUUAAUACAUAUUUUGGAGAAUUUCUUAUUUUUAUAUCAAACAUACUGUAAACUCCCUUGUUACUUUUGUUAAAUAAAUAUUGAUGCUUU
This is a messenger RNA of Sorex fumeus (smoky shrew), 1219 nucleotides long. RefSeq names its product nucleoporin 37 (gene NUP37). The record is from RefSeq and is a predicted model, not a curated record. Gene Ontology annotation, cellular component: nuclear pore outer ring. NCBI's taxonomy places the organism in Eukaryota, Metazoa, Chordata, Mammalia, Eulipotyphla, Soricidae. Bases 108 to 1088 code for a protein of 326 amino acids. Gene Ontology annotation, molecular function: protein binding. The transcript is spliced from 10 exons.